Molecule: messenger RNA, 6114 nt
Organism: Boleophthalmus pectinirostris (great blue-spotted mudskipper)
Lineage: Eukaryota; Metazoa; Chordata; Actinopteri; Gobiiformes; Gobiidae
Gene: nfascb
Product: neurofascin homolog (chicken) b
Exons: 27
Coding region: 803-4327 (1174 amino acids)
Biological process (GO): brain development; cell-cell adhesion
Molecular function (GO): cell-cell adhesion mediator activity
Source: RefSeq, a predicted model, not a curated record
AAACACAUAGUAUAAAAGUAGUCAGUCUUUAUAAAACAAUAUAUAGCGUACAAUAUAAUACCCAAUGAAUAUUUACUGUUACUCAGGCUUGACAAUGGCAUAGAUCACUGACUUUAUACUUGUCUAUACAGUCUGCAAUGGAGCAACCUACACUCACAUUAUUUCAUAAGGAAAUUAAUCGAAACAUUCCAUCAAAGCUAUUUCCCACAAUUUCACAGCAACAGAAGCAUGUGACGAUGUUAUAUUCAUAUGACCGGAACAAAAGCUGCUUUCAUACAACUCAACAACAGGCCCACAAUUUGAUGUCAUCAAAACCAACAAAUGCUUUACAACUUAUUGCAUCUCCCAAGGGCAAGUCAACAUUUUCAGAUGAAAGUCAUCACUUCUUAAGUAAAUAAAAUAAAUUAUACAUAUUUUAUGAUAAUAUCUUUAUCUUGUAUAGACAAUGCAAUAUUAUGUAGAGAAAGUUAGAAGAAGGUUGAAUAAAUGUGAGUCAAUGCCAGUGGUCAGUAGUAGGUGGUGUAUGGUGCUCAUUCAUUAUUCAUGGGGAAGGGUGGGCAGCGUGUAAGUGACAGGGACAGACAGAAACUGCAUUAAUGAAAUGUUCCGAUUCCCUAAGGGCUUCUGACCUGGUGUUUGAAGGACUGCUACUAGUUUUACACUUCAUCGAGGGGUAUAAUUCUGUGGAAAAUGAUCCUGAAAAGUCCAAAAGAUGUGACAAGCAAAGAGAGUCCUGAUUUGACUUCAUAGGGAAGGCAGUUGGAGUCUGCAUCAGUAAUAAUGGCUUGAUACUGCUUUAACUAUGGACAGACUUGUGGUACUAGUGUUUUUUCUUCUCUUAUGUCACCCUGUGUGGAUGUUUGAUGUCCCCUUGGAAGUCAAACAGCCUCCAACCAUCACCAAGCAGUCUCUGAAAGAACACAUUGUUGACCCAAAGGAAACUAUGGUCAUAGAAUGUGAGGCUAAAGGAAACCCCUAUCCCAUUUUCUCUUGGAGGCGCAAUGGGAAGUAUUUCAACGUAGCACGUGAUCCCCAGACGUCGAUGCGCAGACGGUCAGGGACGCUGGAUAUUUACGCCAAGUACAAUCCCGAACAGUACGAAGCAGAGUACCAGUGCAUCGCCUCCAAUCAGUUUGGCUCCGCCUACUCCAACAAAAUUAGACUCAUGCUUUACAGAGCUCCAGUCUGGCCGAGGGAGAUCCAGGAGCCUGUGGUGGUCAGUGCAGGUUUACCUCUGGUCCUUCCAUGUGACCCCCCGCCCGGCCCUCCGAAACCUGAAACUUACUGGAUGAAAAGCUGCUCCUAUGCCAGACCUUUUAACUGGCCCGUUCAGACGGCGUUCCCUACCAUGAAGGCUGUGCCACAGGACCGCAGAGUUUCUAUGGGAGUCAAUGGAGAUCUGUACUUCUCUAAUGUACUCUUCAAUGACUCUGUGUCUGACUUCUGCUGUAACACCCGUUUUCCGUACAAGAACAUCAUCCAGCAGAAGAUGCCUGUGGUUGUAAAGGUGUUAAUUGCACGCUCAGUGGUAGAGGCUGCCCCCACCUGGCUGUCCCCUGUCGGUUCAUCCAGCUCUGUACUGGUGCUACAGGGGGAAGAGCUGCUGCUGGAGUGUAUAGCUGCAGGCAUGCCAACUCCUCAUAUCACCUGGACCAAAGAUGGCGGAAGUCUGGACGUGACUUCACGAAUGAAAGUCAAGAAUUUUAACAAGUUAAUUCAAAUCCCAAAGGCUGCUUUUGAAGAUGCUGGUGAAUACAUUUGUAGAGCCACGAAUAGGCUGGGCUAUAUUGAGCACACCAUAACAGUAAAGGUCAAAGCGGUUCCUUUCUGGUUGGAAAAACCCACCAACUUGAUCUUGGCUCCUGAGGAAAAUGGCCGUCUAGUUUGCCAAGCAGAUGGUGUACCUCGUCCCACUAUUGAAUGGUUUAUAAAUGGAGAGCCUGUUGAAUUUGCCACCCACCAGCCCAACAGAGAGGUUUCAGGAGAUGCUCUGAUCUUUCGCAGUGCAACAGUAGAAAACACUGCUGUCUAUCAAUGUAAUGCAUCAAACCAAUUUGGGUAUCUGCUGGCCAACGCCUUUGUCAAUGUACUCCAUGCCACACCUCGUAUUCUUAGUCCUAGGAGUGAGUACAUGAAGGUGAUAGAAGGCACUCGCACCUUUUUAGACUGUCUCUACUUUGGAUCACCACUACCUGAAUUACGAUGGUCAAAAUAUGGACAGGGGAAUCUGGAAGGCAAUCGAUUUAAGACCCACAGAAAUGGCACUCUACAGAUAAAUCGCAUUCGAAUCGAGGACCAGGGGACCUACCUCUGUGUGGUCAGCAACAUUGCAGGAAGAGACGAGAGCCAAGUUCAGGUAGAAGUUAAAGAACCUACAGUAAUUAUCACAAAGCCCCAGAAUAUGAAGGUAAAACGUGGAACAGAUGUACGUUUAGAGUGUGUCAUUAAAUCUGACACCACUUCCUCUGUCACUACAAAUUGGAUGAAAGAUAAGAGAUACGUCACUCUUGGCUGGAGGUUUAACAUGGAGGAAGCAAAUCUACUUAUCAGUAAUGUGAACAGAGGGGAUGAAGGGAACUACACGUGCUUAGCCAAAGGGGAACUGGAUCAAAAGUCUGCCUCAGCACAGCUACUGAUCAUGGAUCGACCAGACCCUCCCACUGAUUUGCAGCUGUCUGAUCCAUAUGAGCGCACUGUGAGACUGACAUGGGUUCCUGGAGACAAUAACCACAGUCCCAUCACAGAGUAUUUGGUGCAGUACGAUGAUGAUGACUGGCUACCGUGGAAGUGGAGAAAUUUGUCAUCAUAUCCUGGCAACCUCAACUCUGUGAUUCUGCACCUCAUCCCCUUCACGUACUACGAGUUUCGGGUCAUUGCCAUCAACGAGAUCGGCCCCAGUCGCCCCAGUCGCCCCUCCUCUCGUUUCCAGAGCAGCGGUGCACCACCAGAUGUUAUUCCAAAAAAUCUAAAAGGUGUGGGGACAUGGAGGAAUAACAUGGAAAUCAGCUGGGAGCCUCUGUCUUAUCGGGAGUGGAAUGGGCCUCACCUCAAAUAUCUAGUUUGGUGGAGACGGAGAGAUUCUAGAGAAGAAUGGAAAAACGCUACUACAAAAUGGUUGAGAUAUUACAUUUAUGAUGCAGAUACUUUUACCCCAUAUGAGCUCAAGAUUCAAGCUGUCAAUGAAUUUGGGCUGGGGCCAGAGUCACCUGUGGUCAUUGGCUACUCUGGGGAAGACCGUCCAGUUGCUUCCCCCCUGAACCUGAGAGUGUCAGACAUCGAAAGCACUCAGGUCACUCUGCAUUGGGACACAGUCGAUAAAAGCUCUCUUAUGGGUGAACUGAAAGAAUACAAGGUUUAUUAUUGGAGGGACAGCAGCCAGUUGAGGUGGCACAGAGUCAACAGAGGCAUGAAGUCCAAAUCAUUUCCAGAUGAUAGCCCUGAGCCCUCUGGAGUCCUUACUGAUCUCAUCCCCUACAGCAACUACAAGAUGUACAUCGUGGUGGCCAACAGUCGAUAUGAAGGACCGGCCAGCAAUUACAUCCACUUCUCGACACCUGAAGGAGUGCCAUCUGUUCCAAAGUCUUUCCGGAUCCAACAGCGACAUCUGGACAGUAUUUAUGUUGACUGGGAGCUGCCAGCGGAGCCCAAUGGAGUUAUCACCGGGUACUCCCUCAAGUACCAGACAGUGAACGCCACCCGAGGAGAGGAGCUGCGGGUCGAGGAGUUUCCCCCAAAUGUCACUAGUUUUUCCAUUCGCCGCUUCGACCGCUACACGCGCUACCGCUUCUCCAUCGCAGCACGCACUCAGAUUGGGCUUGGGGAAUGGUACACGGAGGAGUCGCCACACUACACCACUGAAAUUUAUGCUCAGGACCAGGUGGAUAUCACGACUCAGGGCUGGUUCAUCGGGAUCAUGUGUGCUGUGGCGCUGCUCGUUCUCAUUCUACUGAUCGUGUGCUUCAUCAAGCGGAGCCGAGGAGGCAAAUACCCUGUUCGAGAAAAGAAAGAGAUUUCUCUGGAGCCAGUUGACGACAAAGAGCCAGAGGGGUCAUUUGAUUAUAGGAAUCUCGAAAGGAUAACCCGUGUGGCAACUUUGCCUUAUCAUCCACGACGAGAGGAAGAGCGAGGGAUUCAGCGAGGCCAGCCAUCUUUAGAUUCCAUGAUAAAGCGAUCGUACAGUGAUGACAGUCUGGUGGACUAUAGUGAAGGAGGAGAGAUCCCCUUUAAUGAGGACGGCUCUUUCAUUGGGCAGUACACAGGGACCAGGAGGGACGUACGGGACCUAGACUUUAGUGGAGGCCUCAACAGCAUUUACUCCCUUGCAUAAAAAACUCAACCAAGACAGAAGUGGAAAGAAUAUUGUCUGAGAUAGUUUUUUUCAUUUUUUGUAAGAUUUGUUGUUUGAAAUAAUGCAUUGAAUAUUUUGUUACACAUUUUUGAAACCUAUAAAAACAGCCAAAAGACUUUAUAACACUGGUUUAAGUGGCAUUUGCACAAGGAUCAUUUUGACUCGUUUUGAUGAUUAUGAUGACAUUUGUGAAGAAUUUAUUUGUCAUUACAUUUUUUUAAACCAACCAAAAGCCACAAACAGACUUGAAAACCUUUUGAGUGUUGGUAUAAGUGACAUUUCUGAACAUUUGUGGUACGUUUUUGUGUCAACUCUUUUUGAGCAAUGCAUGAACUUGAAACUCCCAUGUCACCUGCUAAGGGAGUGGAACCAGCACACCUCUGCAAUUUUUGGAAAAUACAAAAAACAAAAAACUUUAUUGGAUGGGACUGCCUGACAUGUAGUGAAGUGAGAUUGUUGAAGCUGAAGCUGGUGAACUUUCAACAAUGAGGCUGGCACAGAGCUGGCAGCAGGUCAAACCACCAAAUGACUGUGUACAGGAAACUUCAGAUUUUGUCCCUUUCCUUCCUCAACAAAUUAAAAGCGCUACAAGAUGUUUAAAGGGCCCAUAUUACGCUGUUAACUGAGCUAUGAUAUAAUGUUGUUGUCCUCUUCACAGUUGAGUUUUGUUUGAUCACGCACAUGUUUAAUACACCCACCCUGUGUAUUAAGACUGAGUUUUUCUCUCAGACAGAAAGCAUUCCGUUCCACCUUCCUUGUGAUGCUUGGGGGGAAGGAAGUGCUCCACUGUGUUUUUAAUUACCAUAUACCGUCACUGAAAUCAUUUGGAUGAUUUCAGCCCUGUAAUUACCAGUGUCUACUGAUCUAAAAAUAAAAGGUAGCUGUUAAUUUGAAACCUAAUAGUAAUGGGUAAAAUAUGUGUGAAAGAAAGAAAACAACUUCAGGUAUGUUUUUGAGGAGGUAACAACAUUAUAGCAUGGCUUAAAACUCACAAUAAUACAUUUUGCACAAUAUAGGACCUUUAAGGGUAUAACUUUUAGGGGAAGUGGCAGACCCUUCACCAGAAAAGUUCCAAACUGUACCUUUAAAUAUCUACAUAAGAGCACCUUUUCUUCAUUUCAUUUCUAGGGUAUAGUGGAGCAUGGGAUGUGUACACAAUGGAACUUUUAUGUUUUAAACUGAUGUUAAGUCGUGGUAUUUUCAGGCUACAACAUUCCAGAGGAUGAGCAACUUAAUUAUAUGACGGACUUUUAUUUCAGUGAAUCCACCCUUUUGUGUUCAUUCAUUGUAAACUCAUUGACCUAUAUAUGGAAAUGCACAAUGUCUUUAAAUGUUUAACUAUUGUAGAAGCAAAAAUGGUUUGUUGAUAAAAAAAAAAAAAAAAAAAGACUGAAAAAGCCAUCUAACUAAUUACAAAAAUUUGUACUAACAAAAGUCUCAUUGUUGCAUUUGAUUGUAGUGUUCAUAAUAGAAUAAUUUUAAGUAAAACUAACUGAGAAACACCUGAUUCUUUAAUUAUCUGGUGAUGACGUAGGUGGAUUGGGCAUCAAGCUUUAGUUGGUUGAAAUGGCAAAUUCAUUAUAUUAUUAUUUAAGUUAAGGAUUGUUUUCAGUAGUGUAGUAUAGAGUAUGGGGCAUUGAUUUCACAUAAGCAUUAGAUUGAAUACUUUAAUAUCUAAACUAAGGGCAAGGAAAAUAUUUACUUUUUUUCUAAAUGGUGUAAUUUGGUUUGGAAAAUUACUGGUAUAGAGUCUGUGACAUAGGGGA